ACGUGACCCGCGGUACGGGAAAGAUGGCGCUGCUUGUGAAGAACGUGUGUUCUUCUGUGCGACCGUGGCUGCCAGUGGCCCAGACUUGGGAUCUCAACGCGCGGCGCUGGGUCCGGGCAUUGCGGCGGAGCCCCUUGAAAGUGGUGUUUCCAUCCGGAGAGGUGGUGGAGCGGAAGCGCUCCCCUCGGAAGCAGCCCCGCGAGGCGGCGUCUGAGGCGCAUGCCCAGGGGCAGCGACCGAAACAGCCGCUUCAGAUGUCCCCAUCCCAUUCGCCGAGUACCUGGGAAGAGGCAGGACUUCGCUACGAUAAAGCUUUUCCUGGGGACAGGAGGCUGAGCAGUGUAAUGACAAUAGUUAAGUCCAGGCCGUUUCGGGACAAACAAGGGAAGAUACUACUGGAAGGUCGCAGGCUGAUUGCAGAUGCUCUGAAGGCUGGAGCUGUGCCAAAAGUUUUCUUCUUUAGCCGCCUGGAAUACAUAAAGGAGUUGCCAGUUGAUAAGUUGAAAGGUGUAAGCCUCAUUAAGGUGAAAUUUGAGGAUAUCAAGGAUUGGUCCGACCUAGUAGCACCACAAGGAAUAAUUGGUCAGUGGUUACACAAUGUGUCACUAGGGAUUUUUGCCAAACCUGACCAUGUCAAAAUGACAUAUCCAGAGACUCAGCUUCAGCAUUUCCUGCCCUUAUUUUUGAUUUGUGACAAUCUCCGUGACCCUGGGAACCUGGGGACAAUUCUGAGAUCUGCUGCUGGGGCAGGCUGCAGCAAAGUAUUACUAACUAAAGGCUGUGUGGAUGCCUGGGAACCCAAAGUGCUACGGGCAGGCAUGGGGGCACAUUUUCAGGUGCCUAUUAUCAAUAAUCUGGAAUGGGAAACAGUACCCAACUACUUGCCCCCUGACACCCGGGUCCAUGUAGCAGACAACUGUGGCCUCUAUGCUCAGGCCCAGAUGUCUACUAAAGCCAGUGAUCAUGGCGGGGUGUGUGAUCGACGAUUUCUGAAAUUUCACAAGUUCCAGGAAGAGGAUAUAGAAACUGGAGACAGUAAAGACUGGCUCCCUGAAAUUGAGGUUCAGAGUUACGACUUGGACUGGACAGAGGCACCAGCAGCUGUGGUGAUAGGUGGGGAGACCCAUGGCGUGAGCCUGGAGUCCCUGCAGUUGGCUGAGAGCACUGGGGGCAAGAGGCUGCUGAUUCCUGUUGUGCCUGGUGUGGACAGCCUGAACUCGGCCAUGGCUGCAAGCAUCCUGCUUUUUGAAGGAAAAAGACAGCUAAGGUUAAGGGUGGAACACUUGAACAGGGACAGGAGCUACCACUGAAAAAGGGGGCCGAAGUUGUGUUUGAGGAUGUCUCCAGCUCCUGCAACCCCAGCAUACUGGACGGAGGCUGGCAGAGUUGGUUAACUGGCUUCCUGGCCAUAUUCAGGAGGCAAGAGGUAGGCAUUGCUGCCAUCAUACAGCGUCGGAAAAAUAGGAAUUUCUACAAGUUUCUGCUUUUCCUCAUAAAUAAAAAGGUUAAAAUUC
Molecule: messenger RNA, 1514 nt
Organism: Urocitellus parryii (Arctic ground squirrel)
Lineage: Eukaryota; Metazoa; Chordata; Mammalia; Rodentia; Sciuridae
Gene: Mrm3
Product: mitochondrial rRNA methyltransferase 3
Biological process (GO): RNA processing
Molecular function (GO): RNA methyltransferase activity; RNA binding
Source: RefSeq, a predicted model, not a curated record